Gadus morhua (Atlantic cod) is the source of this 4533-nucleotide messenger RNA. It is a transcript of the gene wdr47a, whose product is annotated as WD repeat domain 47a. The transcript has 17 exons. The coding region runs from base 196 to 2952 and encodes 918 amino acids. Gene Ontology annotation, molecular function: protein binding. The record is from RefSeq and is a predicted model, not a curated record. NCBI's taxonomy places the organism in Eukaryota, Metazoa, Chordata, Actinopteri, Gadiformes, Gadidae.
CGCCACAGCAGCAGCAGAAGGCAAACAUCGAGUAGGAGCAGCCGAGGCGGACAGAGAGGAGAGGAGAGCCACCAACGCAGCAGCAGACGUACUCUGACAACCCCGAACUAUACCAUCGUCACGGCGUUUGGCGUCAACAGCCCAGUACGCUCUUGUUUUCGUCUCAUGCAUUUUUAGAAAGAGCCCGUCGUCAUCAUGACAGCGGAAGAAACCAUCAACGUGAAGGAGGUGGAGAUCAUCAAGGUGAUCCUGGACUUCCUCAACUCCCGGAAGUUACACAUCAGCAUGCUGGCCCUGGAGAAGGAGAGUGGCGUCAUCAACGGACUGUACUCUGAUGACAUGCUCUUCCUCAGGCAACUGGUUCUUGAUGGCCAGUGGGACGAGGUGCUGCAGUUCAUUCAGCCAUUAGAGUGCAUGGAAAAGUUUGAUGGAAAAAGGUUCCGCUACAUCGUGCUGAAGCAGAAGUUCUUGGAGGCUCUGUGUGUGAACAACGCCAUGUCGGCCGAGGACGAGCCGCAGCACUUGGAGUUCACCAUGCAGGAGGCCGUCAAGUGUCUCCACACCCUGGAGGAGUUCUGCCCCUGUAAGGACGACUACAGCAAACUGUGUCUGCUGCUGACCCUGCCGCGGCUCACCAACCACGCAGAGUUCAAGGACUGGAACCCCAGCACCGCGCGGGUGCACUGCUUCGAGGAGGCCUGCAACAUGGUGGCAGAGUUCAUCCCCGCUGACAGGAAGCUGAGCGAGGCCGGGUUCAAGGCCAGCGGGAACCGCCUCUUCCAGCUGCUCCUCAAGGGAGUCCUGUACGAGUGCUGCGUGGAGUUCUGCCAGAGCAAGGCCACCGGCGAGGAGAUCACGGAGGGCGAGGUGCUCCUGGGCGUGGACAUGCUGUGCGGCAACGGCUGCGACGACCUGGACCUGUCGCUGCUCUCCUGGAUGCAGAACCUGUCGGCCGGCGUCUUCUCCUGCGCCUUCGAGCAGAAGCAGCUCAACAUCCACGUGGACCGCGUGUCCAAGCCCGCCAAGACGGGCUACGCCGACCUGCUGACGCCGCUCAUCAGCAAGCUGUCCCCCUACCCGUCCUCGCCCAUGCGCCGGCCCCAGUCGGCCGACACCUACAUGUCCCGCUCGCUGAACCCGGCGCUGGACGGCCUCUCCUACGGCCUCUCGGGCCAGGAGAAGAGGGGCUCGGCCGGGGGCGAGCCGGCGGCGGGGAAGGGGGCGUCGCCCAUGUCCCACUCCUUCGCCAACUUCCACUACCCGGGGGCGCCGGGGCAGAACCUGAGCCGCAGCCUGAUGAUGGAGAGCGCCGACUGCCACAGCAUCUUCGAGGAGUCGCCCGAGACCUCCAGGACGGACACGCCCGUGGACCCCGCCAUGCUGAGCUCAGGGGGAGCGCAGAGCCUGAGGCCGGCCUCCGCCCCCGGGGAGGACGCCCCCACCCCGGAGCUGGCCGACAGCACCGAGCUGCGCGACUCCACGGAGAAGUUUGAGGAGUUCUACCGCCAGCGGCUGCGCGUGCAGCAGCACCUGGAGCAGAAGCAGCAGCAGAGGCAGCUGUACCAGCAGAUGCUGCUGGAGGGCGGGGUCCAGCAGGAGGCGCCCGCAGCCGACAUGCAGAACAGCCUCACCGAGAAGUUCCUCAACAGGUCCAUCCAGAAGCUGGAGGAGCUGAACGUGGGCAUGGAGAGCCUGGGGGAGGAGGUGCAGUCGCUGGCCCAGCAGUGCAACGGGGCUACCCCGGCCAUGGAGGACAGCGUGGACCUGUCGGCUCCCCCGGGCCCCGAGCAGGGCCCCCCCAGCGGGGGGGGAGGGGUGCGGAGCAGCACCCCGCAGCGUGCGGCCGGGGGGCACGCCAUCCCACCGCCUAAUGAGUCCCCCGUCACCCCCCAUAGUGGGCUGAAACACAUGGAUGGCAGCAAAGGUGAUUCCCCGCGCUCCUUAGGCUCCAGUCAAGAGUCCGACCAGCCCAUAGAUCUGUUCGUGCCGGUGAACACGCUGGAGGACACGCAGGCCAUCCGCGCCGUGGCCUUCCACCCGGCGGGGGGGCUGUACGCCGUUGGCUCCAACUCCAAGACCCUGAGGGUGUGCGCCUACCCGGACACGCUGGAGACCAGUGAGUCCACUCCGUUGAAGCAGCCGGCGGUGGUCUUCAAGAGGAACAAGCACCACAAGGGCUCCAUCUACUGCGCUGCCUGGAGCCACUGUGGGCAGCUGCUGGCCACCGGCUCCAACGACAAGUAUGUCAAGGUCCUGCCCUUCAGCGCAGAGACCUGCAACGCCACAGGCCCCGACCUGGAGUUCAGCAUGCACGACGGCACCAUCAGGGACCUGGCCUUCAUGGAGGGCCCGGAGAGCGGGGGGGCCAUCCUGAUCAGCGCUGGGGCCGGGGACUGCAACAUCUACACCACCGACUGUCAGAGGGGCCAGGGCCUGCACGCGCUCAGCGGACACACAGGUCACAUCCUGUCUCUGUACACGUGGGGCGGCUGGAUGAUCGCCUCGGGCUCCCAGGACAAGACGGUGCGCUUCUGGGACCUAAGGGUGCCCAGCUGUGUCCGCGUGGUGGGGACCUCCUUCCACGGUUCAGGCAGCCCCGUUGCCUCGGUAGCGGUGGACCCCAGCGGGCGUCUCCUGGCCACGGGCCAGGAGGACAGCGCCUGCAUGCUGUACGACAUCCGGGGGGGCCGCACCGUGCAGACCUACCGCCCCCACGGCAGCGACGUGCGCUCGGUGCGCUUCUCCCCCGGCGCCCACUACCUGCUCACCGGCUCCUACGACACCAAGGUCAUGGUGACCAACCUCCAGGGGGACUUGACCAAGCAGCUGCCCGUGACGGUGGUGGGCGAGCACGGGGAUAAGGUGAUCCAGUGUCGGUGGCACCCGAACGACCUGUCCUUCCUGUCGUCCUCCGCAGACCGCACUGUGACACUCUGGACGCACAAGCCCUAGCACGCCCUAGCACACACACACACACACGACUAGCGUUCGAACAUGUCCAGCUCCAAUACAUUCUUUACACGCCCCCCAGCCACACACACACACACACACACACACACACACACACACACACACACACACACACACACACACACACACACACACACACACACACACACACACACACACUACGGCUGUACGGUUUGCGUCACACAGACAUGAGUGGCCUGUCAGGCCCCCCUGGCAUGCAGCCUGCUUACUCCAGAACAAACCAGAAACCACACACACUGCACACCCACCCAGUGAACGAGGCUUGCCUCUUUUAUCCCAUGGGAAAUGGUAAUGCGUACGAAAUCUGCCAGGCAUCUAGAUGGGCCCUGAUUGGAGGGUUUUAGUCACGUGAAUGCUUUUUGGUUUGCGUUCGGCUUGCUCAGUUUCCUCCAUUUCAUUUGUUUUCAUGUGGUCAGGUCCCUCAUCUCUUUUAUUUCUUUAACCGCGCCCACUGCUCACCAGGCACAGCACUGAAUACAUGAUCUGAUUACAGCGAAUAUAAAUGAUGGUGCCUUCCUGCAGUUUCCCCGACCUAAAGAAAACUCUCAAAGAUUAACAUAAACCAUGGUCUUUUCUAAAGGUCAGGUUUUGGUUCACGGUUUUGACAUGAAAUGCAUUCCUGCCCUUUGUCCAGUCAGUCUUUCGCUAUUCUUUUUUAUAUUAUGCUGCUAUUUGGAAGUCAUUGUUGAGAUGUUGAUAUUAAGGUGGGGCUGUGAAUGUACAUUUCAAUGCAUCUAUACAUCAGGCCUUCAGGAAACUGAAUAGGUGGCAAGUUAUACAAUAGCCUAACUAUAUGUCAUUCAUUCUACCAGUACCUUCAACCUUCUCAUGUAUAGUGUAACUGUUCUUAUUCUAUAGAUCUCAGCGUUGUACAUAGUGGGAUGACCUUGUAUAAACUCGCUUGAUGUAAAUGUAAAAAACAGUGUUUCGCUCUAAAAGCUGAUACAUUGUCUUGAAAUAGCUUGCAAUUCUUUUUUUUUUCUAACAUAUGGCCCCAAAGGGAAUUACAAAUAUGCUUUGUUGUUUAUAUUUGCAUCCUGGCGUUGGGUGCAGGAUUAACAUCGUACAGGUGGUCUACUGUGUGAGGGUUCAGUAGGUCUGAAGCUUUGGCCGUUGAAAAAGGGGUCAUUAUAUGCACAUUGAAAUCUUAAAAAGCACGCAGUUGUUUUGUCGUUCAUUUCAAUGCCAGUAUUGUAUGUUUGCACAUUUUCUUUGGAUUUUUUGUUACUAAUUGACCCUUCUAGUUGAUUAAUAUCUUAAGCUUUUUAAAUUAUUGUUCACGUAGUGUCUCUGUUGAACUAAAAAGUGGCCAAACUAAAGCAGGUGUAUUUAUUUCACUGUCUCUUCAUGUGAACUGAUGGUUCUAUGAAAUGAACGCAGCCGUUUUUCUAUGUGUUUUAUUAUGUGAUUAAGUUAAUGCUACUUAAUUGAAGUGUAAAUUACUGGUUUAUCGAUGGAAUAAAAAGGUAUAUUACACUUCAGAUGCUAAAAACAUUUUCUCCACCUUCUAUUCACAAUAAAAAGACAAGACAAUUCCCCUUC